This is a messenger RNA of Gasterosteus aculeatus aculeatus (three-spined stickleback), 586 nucleotides long. Lineage: Eukaryota; Metazoa; Chordata; Actinopteri; Perciformes; Gasterosteidae. The record is from RefSeq and is a predicted model, not a curated record.
UGCUGAGGACAGAAGAGAGCUGCUCACUGAGGAAGUUCAUGUCUACGAGCUCAGUGAAGCUGUGAACCACCUUCACACUUCCCCAAUAUUCACAGAUUCAACCAACUUGUGUCCACAAAGAGGACGCUGACUUCAUCAGAGGCCAGAUGGAGAAAGUCAAGAAGGAGAUCCUCAUCAUUUUAAAGGAGCUCAAGGAGGAGGACUUCAAAGAGUUCAAGUGGCACCUGAACCACCCAAGCCCAGAAGACCACCGAUCAAUCCCACGCAGUGACCUGGAGAACAAAGACAGGAUGGACACGGUGGACCUGAUGGAGCAGUACUACGGCAAAGACUCUGUUCAGGUGGCCGUGGAGGUUUUGAAAGAGAUUCAAAGGAACGAUCUGGCCGAAAAAUUAUCCAAAAUGAACUUUUACACUACGGGCGAACCGAAUCCUGUGGGAGGAGAUGGAGGUCAAGGUGAAGAGACUUUUUGUACCACCAUCUAAUUAUUGCACACUUCAAUUAUUUCCGUGGUCAUAUUCAAUCAAUCAACUUUAUUCCACACACAGAGGUCCAUAGAGAAUACAUACACAUAAAAAACAACAAU